AUGUCUCGAGCAGUUGAAAAAGAAGUUGCCGCUUCCCUGAAAAAUGGAGAUCAGACCCAUGUCUUCAGGGAGAUUUCCCAGGUACUCACGCAGCACGAAGGGCCGGAGCUCUUGGAGAUAGAGAUACUCGGCCGCAGCCACCCGGUCCCCGCCGAGCAAGUCCUCCUUCGAGACCAAAACGCCGUCGGUGUACCCAAGUUACGCCUUAUCCAAGCCUUUGUAGUUGCGCGCCAGAUCCUCAAGAGACACGCUGGCCGCGGACUUUCCACUCCAGAAGCCGCCGAAGGGGUUAACCUAGCUACGGCCGUCCUGCUUCUCAUGGACGCCGAGCACCUCACGGCCGCCAACACGAGGAAACGGGUUCUGUCGAGCCACCUCGCCGCCGCGGACGACGACGCCCAAGGACGCCUUUUCUACCUAGAGCGAGAAAAACUGCUGGUCGACAGCUUGCUGACGAGCCGUCUGCACCGGCACACCAAGUCGCCGAACCUCUGGUCUCACCGCCGCUGGCUCAUGGAGCAGUACCGCACCUCCCGACUGCCCGUCGACGUGGACGUCCUAGCCGGCAUGCAAGUCGUCACAACCUCGGGCGAGAGGCAUCCCCGCAACUACUACGCCUGGUGCCACGCGCGGUGGCUGGUCAAGACCUUCCGAAGCGACCUCGACGAGGCGGAGCGUCGACGGCUUCUCUGGGAACGCGUCGUCUCCUGGUGCUACGCGCACCACGACGACGUGUCGGGGUGGUCUUUUCUCGACCAUUUGGGGGUUCAGGGCCUCGCGGGCGAUGCCGACGCUCCGUUGGAGACGUUUUCCCGGACGUUGGACCUGGUUGCCAAGCUCGGUCGGGCUUGGGCUAACGAGUCGGUGUGGUGGUACCUGCGCACCACGGCUGCUAGGUUGCCUCUCUCACACACCGACCGCGACGCCUUCCGAUCGGUUCACCAGAGGCUUCUCGCCCUUGCCCUCGGCCAAGAUCUCUCUGCUGGACGGGAUGCGGUAGGCGUGCUGGAGACUGCUUGGAGAUGGUACGAGCAGAAUCGAGUGGGUGUUGUGGGUGGCUGA
Molecule: messenger RNA, 1062 nt
Organism: Sodiomyces alkalinus F11
Lineage: Eukaryota; Fungi; Ascomycota; Sordariomycetes; Glomerellales; Plectosphaerellaceae
Exons: 1
Coding region: 1-1062 (353 amino acids)
Biological process (GO): protein prenylation
Cellular component (GO): cytoplasm
Molecular function (GO): protein prenyltransferase activity
Source: RefSeq, a predicted model, not a curated record